This is a messenger RNA of Mustela lutreola (European mink), 13299 nucleotides long. RefSeq names its product tenascin XB (gene TNXB). The transcript has 43 exons. Bases 221 to 13111 code for a protein of 4296 amino acids. Gene Ontology annotation, molecular function: protein binding. NCBI's taxonomy places the organism in Eukaryota, Metazoa, Chordata, Mammalia, Carnivora, Mustelidae. The record is from RefSeq and is a predicted model, not a curated record.
CUCACUGCAGGCUCCCUCCUUCUUGCUGUCGCUGCUGAGAUCGACAGUUGGGUCGCAGCUCAGUGAGCCCCUGCUGCAGGAAACAAGCAAGGGGACCUCCAGGGAGCUCAGGCUGCCGAGGCACGGUAGCCCUGCCCUAUCUUGAGGACUCCCUUCCCAAGGUCAGGAACAGGGCAGGUGCAGAGGCACUGCAGUCGCCUGUUGCCCAGCCUCCUGAGUGAUGCCAGCCCAAUGGUUCCUAAUAUCCAGACUGGUCCUCUUGGUACUGCUGGGCACAGUCAGAGCAGGCCCUUUCUCUCCACGGUCCAAUGUGACACUCCCAGCCCCCCGGCCUCCUCCCCAGCCGGGGGGCCGCACAGUGGAGCCCGUUGGGGGAAGCCCCUCUUCUCGGCUUUAUGAACACACCGUGGAAGGAGGGGAGAAGCAGGUGGUUUUUACCCACCGCAUCAACCUGCCGCCUUCAGCCGGUUGUGGUUGUCCCCCGGGCACGGAGCCCCCUGUUCCUGCUUCAGAGGUACAGGCCUUGAAGGUCCGGCUAGAGAUCCUGGAGGAGCUGGUGAAGGGGCUCAAGGAACAGUGCGCUGGGGGAUGUUGUCCCACUGCAGCCCAGGCUGGCACAGGCCAGACAGAUGUCCGCAGCCUCUGCAGUCUCCAUGGCGUGUUUGACCUGAGCCGCUGUGCCUGCUCCUGCGAGUCAGGCUGGGGUGGGCCCACCUGCUCAGACCCCACAGGCGCUGGGGUGCCCCCCUCCACCCCACCCUCAGUCUCCGGGUCCUGCCCAGAUGACUGCAACGAUCAGGGUCGCUGUGUCCGCGGGCGCUGCGUGUGCUUCCCUGGUUACAGCGGCCCCAGCUGUGGCUGGCCCUCGUGCCCCGGGGACUGCAACGGCCGUGGGCGCUGCGUGCAAGGAGUAUGCGUGUGCCGUGCUGGCUUCUCCGGGGACGACUGCAGCCAGCGCUCCUGCCCCCGGGGCUGCAGCCAGAGGGGGCGCUGCGAGGACGGGCGCUGCGUGUGCGACCCCGGCUACGCUGGCGAAGACUGUGGGAAGAGGAGCUGCCCCCGAGGCUGCAGCCAGAGGGGGCGCUGCGAGAACGGACGCUGCGUGUGCGACCCCGGCUACACUGGCGACGACUGCGGGGUGAGGAGCUGCCCACGGGGCUGCAGCCAGAGGGGGCGCUGCGAGGACGGGCGCUGCGUGUGCGACCCCGGCUACACCGGCGACGACUGCGGCUCGCGGAGCUGCCUGUGGGACUGUGGCGAGGGCGGGCGCUGCGUGGACGGCCGCUGCGUGUGCUGGCCCGGGUACGCGGGCGAGGACUGCAGCACCCGGACGUGCCCGCGGGACUGCCGGGGCCGCGGGCGCUGCGAGGACGGCGAGUGCAUCUGCGACGCAGGGUACAGCGGGGACGACUGUGGAGUGCGCAGCUGCCCAGGCGACUGCAACCAAAGGGGCCGCUGCGAGGACGGCCGCUGCGUGUGCUGGCCGGGGUACACGGGGCCCGACUGCGGCUCGCGCGCCUGUCCCCGUGACUGUCGGGGCCGCGGGCGCUGCGAGAACGGCGUCUGCGUGUGCAACGCGGGCUAUAGCGGCGAGGACUGCGGCGUGCGCAGCUGUCCCGGGGACUGUCGCGGCCGGGGCCGUUGCGAGAGUGGCCGCUGCGUGUGUUGGCCCGGGUACACAGGUCGGGACUGCGGCACGCGCGCCUGCCCUGGCGACUGUCGUGGGCGCGGGCGCUGCGUGGACGGCCGCUGCGUGUGCAACCCCGGCUUCGCGGGCGAGGACUGCGGGAGCCGUCGGUGCCCUGGGGACUGCCGCGGGCGGGGCCGCUGCGAGGAUGGCGUGUGCGUGUGCAACGCGGGCUACGAGGGAGAGGACUGUGGCGUGCGCAGCUGCCCAGGAGGUUGCCACGGCCGCGGCCAGUGCCACGACGGGCGCUGCGUGUGUGACGAUGACUACUCGGGAGAGGACUGCAGCAUAAGGCGGUGCCCGCGCGACUGCAGUCAGCAUGGCGUGUGCCAGGACGGCGUGUGCACCUGCUGGGAAGGUUAUGCCGGCGAGGACUGCGGCCUCCGUACCUGCCCCUCCAACUGCCACCAGCGCGGCCGCUGUGAGGACGGGCGCUGCGUGUGCAACUCAGGCUACACCGGCCCCUCCUGCGCUACCCGCACCUGCCCGGCGGAUUGCCGGGGCCGCGGGCGCUGCGUGCAGGGAGUGUGCGUGUGCCACGUGGGCUAUAGCGGCGAGGAUUGUGGGCAGGAAGAACCUCCCGCCAGCACCUGCCCUGGGGGCUGUGGGCCCCGGGAACUGUGCCGCGCUGGCCAGUGUGUAUGCGUGGAGGGCUUUGGAGGACCUGACUGCGCCAUUCAGAUGUGCCCUGGGGACUGCCGUGGCAGGGGAGAGUGUCGUGAGGGCAGCUGCAUCUGUCAAGAAGGUUAUGCAGGGGAGGACUGCGGGGAAGAGGUUCCAGCCAUUGAGGGCAUGAGGAUGCAUCUCCUAGAGGAGACAACGGUUCGGACAGAGUGGACCAGGGCUCCUGGCACUGUGGAUGCCUACGAAAUUCAGUUCAUUCCCACGACGGAGGGGGUGAGCCCCCCAUUCACAGCACGGGUACCCAGCUCUGCCUCAGCCUAUGACCAGAGAGGACUGGCGCCCGGUCAGGAGUACCAGGUCACAGUCCGUGCCCUUCGAGGGACUAGCUGGGGCCCUCCUGCCUCUAAGACCAUCACCACCAUGAUUGAUGGCCCACAAGACCUCCGGGUGGUGGCUGUGACACCAACCACACUGGAGCUCAGCUGGCUGCGACCCCAGGCAGAAGUGGACCGAUUCGUGGUGUCCUAUGUCAGCGCUGGCAACCAGAGGGUGCGGCUGGAAGUGCCCCCAGAGGCGGAUGGGACAGUGCUGACUGACCUGAUGCCAGGCGUGGAAUAUGUAGUGACUGUCACGGCAGAGCGGGGCCGGGCAGUAAGCUACCCGGCUUCUGUCAGAGCCAACACAGCACCAGGCCACUACAGUUACCCGGAGGUGCGCCCCCCAGCCCCGUCCCCCAAGCCCCGUCCCCGGCCGGCUCCGGCCCCGCGCCCCCCGCGCCCCGCACGCCCCGCUCGGCCCUCGCGGCCCGCAGAGGAGGGCGAGGAGGAGCCUGGGCCUGGGCCUAGCCUGCCGCAGCCCCCUCGGCGGGCGUGGGGCAACCUGACGGGCGAGCUGGGCCGCUUCCGCGGCACUGUGCAAGACCUGGAGCGCCACCUGAGGGCUCAUGGCUACCCACUGCGAGCCAACCAGACCUACGCGUCCGUGGCGCGGCACAUCCACGAGUACUUACAGCGGCGUCGCGCUGCCGCCGCCCCCGUCGGCCCCCCCGCCCCCUCGCCCCGCCGCCCCCACCCCACCGCCAGCCCCGACCCUGGCACCUGGAAGCGGGACUCCAACCAGGGCAUCUACGGCCUCUCGCCCGAAGGCGUCGACCGGGUGGCCGCGCCCCGCCACCCCAAGCCCGAGGUUCUGGGCAGUUCUGCCGACGGCUCACUACUGGUGUCCCUUGACGGGCUCCGCGGCCACUUCGAGCGCGUGGUGCUGCGCUGGCGGCCCCAGCCGCCGGCAGAGGGCCCUGGCGGGGAGCUGACCGUGCCGGGCACCACUCGCACCGUCAGCCUACCUGACCUCAGGUCCGGCACCACCUACCACGUGGAGGUCCACGGGGUGCGGGCAGGGCAGACCUCCAAGUCCUACGCCUUCAUCACCACCACAGGGUCCUCUCCUUCAGGCCUCUUGGGAGCCACCGAUGAGCCUCCUCCCUCGGGCCCUUCCACGACUCAAGGGGUCCAGGCCCCAGAACUGCAGCAGCGCCCCCAGGAGCUGGGGGAGUUGAGGGUGCUGGGCAGAGACAAGACAGGGAAGCUCCGCGUUGCUUGGACUGCUCAGCCUGACACAUUUGCCCACUUCCAGCUCCGCCUUCGGGUGCCCGAGGGGCCAGGGGUGCAUGAGGAACUACUGCCAGGGGACGUCCGCCAGGCUCUGGUGCCCUCACCCCCUCCUGGAGUCUCCUAUGAGCUGUCACUUCGUGGGGUCCCCCCGGAGGGCGAGCCCUCUGCCCCUCUCAUCUACCAAAGCAUUAUGGACAGGGAUGGGGCGAAGCCUGGGAAGCCCUUGGCCCAGCCACACCUGGGCGAGCUAAUGGUGACUGACCCAACCUCCAACUCUCUGCUCCUGCACUGGACGGUCCCUGAGGGCGAGUUCGACUCCUUCGUGAUCCAGUACAAGGACAGGGAUGGGCCCCAGGUGGUACCUGUGGAGGGAUCCCAGCGCUCAGCCCGCAUCACUAACCUGGACGUCGGCCGCAAGUACAAAUUUGUGCUAUAUGGGCUCCUGGGCAAGAAGAGACAUGGGCCCCUGGUGGCUGAAGCCAAGAUCUUGCCUCAGAGUGAUCCUAGCCCAGCGACUCCACCCCGCCUCGGCAAGCUGUGGGUGACAGAUCCCACCCCAGACUCACUGCACCUCUCCUGGACUGUCCCUGAAGGCCAGUUUGACUCUUUCGUAGUUCAAUACAGGAAUAGGGAUGGACAGCCGCAAGUGAUGCCUGUGGAAGGGCCCGAGCGCUCGGUCAUUGUCUCCUCGCUGGACCCUAACCACAAGUACAGAUUCACUCUGUUUGGGGUUGCCAACAAGAAGCGUCAUGGCCCCCUCACAGCCGAUGGGACCACUGCCUCAGAGUCCCCAGUGCAGCCCCUGCUGGGGGAGCUGUCAGUGACUCAGGCAAACCCAGACUCCCUGCGCCUGGCCUGGACCGUGCCCCAGGGCUCCUUUGACUCCUUCGUGGUCCAGUACAAGGAUGCACAGGGCCAGCCCCAGGUGGUGCCCGUCAGGGGGGAUGAGAACGAGGUCACCAUCCCGGGCCUGGAGCCCCACCGGAAAUAUAAGAUGAACCUCUACGGGCUUCAUGGCAGGCAGCGUGUGGGACCUGUGUCCGUGGUGGCCACCACAGCCCCCCAGGACCUUGUGGAGGAGACGCCUAGCCCCACAGAACCCAGCACGGAGGCCCCGGAGCCCCCCGAGGAGCCCCUCCUGGGGGAGCUGACGGUGACAGGAUCCUCUCCAGACUCGCUGAGCCUCUCCUGGACCGUCCCCCAGGGCCACUUCGACUCCUUCACUGUCCAGUACAAGGACGGGGACGGGCGGCCCCAGGUGGUGCGUGUCAGGGGUGAUGUGAACGAGGUCACCAUCGGGGGCCUGGAGCCGGGGCGCAGGUACAAGAUGCACCUGUAUGGCCUGCACGAGGGGCAGCGCCAGGGCCCAGUGUCCACUGUGGGCAUCACCGCUCCACACCCAGAAGAGACCCCAGCCACAGAGCCGCCCCUGGAGCCACGCCUGGGGGAGCUGACAGUGACCGAUGUGACCCCCAGCUCCGUGGGCCUUGCAUGGACAGUCCCCGAGGGCCAGUUUGACUCCUUUGUGGUCCAAUACAAGGGCAGGGAUGGGCAGCCCCAGGUGGUGCCUGUGACCGCAGACCAGCGCAAGGUCACCAUCCCUGGCCUGGAGCCUGCACGCAAGUACAGGAUGAACGUCUAUGGGCUACAUGAUGGGCAGCACAUGGGCCCCCUCUCUGUAGUAGCUGUGACCGCUCCCCUCCCCACAGCCCCAGCCACAGAGUCCCCCCAGGAGCCACAGCUGGGGGAGCUGACAGUGUUAGACAUGACCCCAGACUCCGUGACCCUCUCUUGGACGGUCCCCAACGGUGAAUUCGACUCCUUCAUGGUCCAGUACAAGGACAGGGAUGGGCAGCCCCAUGUGGUGCCUGUGGCCGCAGACCAGCGUGAGGUCACCGUCCCCGGCCUGGAGCCCAGCCGGAAGUACAAGUUCCUGCUCUAUGGGCUUCAGGAUGGCAAGAGACACAGCCCAGUCUCUGUAGAGGCAAAAACAGCUGCCCAAGGUGACGUCAGCCUCAAGGCCCACCCCCGCCUGGGGGAGCUGUGGGUGACAGAUCCCACCCUGGACUCAUUACACCUCUCCUGGACUGUGCCCGAGGGCCAUUUUGACUCCUUUGUGGUCCAGUUCAAGGACAGAGAUGGGCCCCACAUGGUGCCCGUGGAAGGCCACGAGCGCUCGGUCACCGUCACCCCUCUGGACCCUGGUCGCAAGUACAGAUUCCUCCUUUAUGGGCUCCGGGGCAAGAAGCGCCAUGGUCCCCUCACUGCUGAAGGCACCACAGAGCCCAGGAGUGGUGUGGACGAUGGUAGAACAAGGCACCCCCCAAAGCCCCAUCUCGGGGAAGAGCUACAGGUGACCAGCGUGACACCAGACUCUGUGAGCCUCGCGUGGAUGGUCCCUGAGGGCCACUUUGACUCCUUUGUGGUCCAGUACAAGGACAGGGACGGGCAGCCCCAGGUGGUCCCUGUGGAGGGCAGCCUCAGGGAGGUCAGCGUCUCUGGCCUGGACCCAGCCCGCAGGUAUAAGCUGCUGCUGUACGGGCUGCACCAGGGCAAGCGUGUGGGUCCCAUCUCUACCAUCGCCUUGACUGCCCCCAGAGAAGAUAUCGAAGCCGAGGUCCCAAGUCCUCCAGGGCCUGAGCCCCUCCUAGGGGAGGUAACUGUGGAGGAAGCGACACCAGACACCUUGCAUCUCUCCUGGACCGAGACUGAGGGCGAUUAUGACUCCUUUGAGGUCCACUACACAGACCAAGAUGGGCAACUCCAAGUGGUCAGGAUAGAUGGUGACCAGAAUGAUGUCAUCCUCUCUGGCCUGAAAUCUGAGCACAGAUACCUAGUGAACCUGUACGGUUUCCGUGGCCAGCAGCGCGUGGGUCCUGCCCACAUUGAGGCCCUAACAGCCCCAAGGGAAGAGGAGGAUGAACCUUCAGAACCUCCCACCAAGCCCCGCCUGGGGGAGCUGGCCGUGACCGACGCCACCUCCGACUCCCUGCACCUCUCCUGGACCGUCCCCGAGGGCCAGUUUGACCACUUCCUGGUGCAGUACAAGAACGGGGACGGGCAGCCCAAGGCGGUGCGCGUCCCGGGGUAUGAGGAGGGGGUCACCGUGUCAGGCCUGCAGCCAGACCACAAGUACAAGAUGAACCUGUAUGGCUUCCACGGUGGCCAGCGUGUGGGCCCAGUCUCUGCCAUUGGGGUGACAGCCGCAAGGGAAGAGACCCCAGCACUCCCCGAGGUGGAGGAGACGCCCAGCCCCACAGAACCCAGCACGGAGGCCCCGGAGCCCCCCAAGGAGCCCCUCCUGGGAGAGCUGACAGUGACAGGAUCCUCCCCAGACUCGCUGAGCCUCUCCUGGACCGUCCCCCAGGGCCACUUCGACUCCUUCACUGUCCAGUACAAGGACGGGGAUGGGCGGCCCCAGGUGGUGCGCGUCAGGGGUGAUGAGAACGAGGUCACCGUCUGGAGCCUGGAGCCAGGUCGCAGGUACAAGAUGCACCUGUACGGCCUGCACGGGGGGCAGCGCCAGGGACCCGUGUCCACCGUGGGCAUCACUGAAAAUGAAGCUGUGACCACUGAAGCCUCAUCCACCAUGGCUCCCGAGCCUCCCACCAAGCCCCGCCUGGGGGAGCUGGCCGUGACCGACGCCACCUCCGACUCCCUGCACCUCUCCUGGACCGUCCCCGAGGGCCAGUUUGACCACUUCCUGGUGCAGUACAAGAACGGGGACGGGCAGCCCAAGGCGGUGCGCGUCCCGGGGUAUGAGGAGGGGGUCACCGUGUCAGGCCUGCAGCCAGACCACAAGUACAAGAUGAACCUGUAUGGCUUCCACGGUGGCCAGCGUGUGGGCCCAGUCUCUGUCAUUGGGAUGACAGCUGCAGAGGAAGAGACCCCAGCGCUCUCUGAGGUGGAGGAGACACCCAGCCCCACAGAACUCAGCACGGAGGCCCCAGAGCCCCCCAAGGAGCCCCUCCUGGGGGAGCUGACAGUGACAGGAUCCUUCCCAGACUCGCUGAGCCUCUCCUGGACCGUCCCCCAGGGCCACUUCGACUCCUUCACUGUCCAGUACAAGGACGGGGACGGGCGGCCCCAGGUGGUGCGUGUCGGGGGUGAUGAGAAGGAGGUCACCGUCAGGGGCCUGGAGCCGGGGCGCAGGUACAAGAUGCACCUGUAUGGCCUGCACGAGGGGCAGCGCCAGGGCCCCGUGUCCACCAUGGGCAUCACUGACCCCGAAGAGGAGCCCUCUACCAGCACCCUUCAGAAGCCACACUUGGGAGAGCUAACCGUGACAGAUGCCACCCCUGACUCCCUGCACCUCUCCUGGACCAUCCCCGAGGGCCAAUUUGACCACUUCCUGGUCCAGUACAAGAACGGGGACGGGCAGCCCAAGGCGGUGAGAGUGCCAGGAAAUGAGGACCAGGUCACCGUGUCAGGCCUGCAGCCAGACCACAAGUACAAGAUGAACCUGUACGGCUUCCACAGGGGCCAGCGUGUGGGCCCGGUCUCUGCUGUCGGUUUAACUGCCCCAGGAAAGGACCAUGAAAUGCCAGCCUCCACAGACCUACCUAUCUUGGCCCCCGAGCCUCCCACCAAGCCCCGCCUGGGGGAGCUGGCCGUGACCGACGCCACCUCCGACUCCCUACAUCUCUCCUGGACCGUCCCCGAGGGCCAAUUUGACCACUUCCUGGUGCAGUACAAGAACGGGGACGGGCAGCCCAAGGCGGUGCGCGUCCCGGGGUAUGAGGAGGGGGUCACCGUGUCAGGCCUGCAGCCAGACCACAAGUACAAGAUGAACCUGUAUGGCUUCCACGGUGGCCAGCGCGUGGGCCCAGUCUCUGCCAUUGGGGUGACAGCCGCAGAGGAAGAGACCCCAGCACUCCCCGAGGUGGAGGAGAUGCCCAGCCCCAAAGAACCCAGCACGGAGGCCCUGGAGCCCCCUGAGGAGCCCCUCCUGGGGGAGCUGACGGUGACAGGAUCCUCCCCAGACUCGCUGAGCCUCUCCUGGACCGUUCCCCAGGGCCACUUUGAUUCCUUCACUGUCCAGUACAAGGACGGGGAUGGGCAGCCCCAGGUGGUGCGUGUCGGGGGUGACGAGAACGAGGUCACUGUUGGGGGCCUGGAGCCAGGUCGCAGGUACAAGAUGCACCUGUAUGGCCUGCACGGGGGGCAGCGCCAGGGCCCCAUGUCCACCGUGGGCAUCACCGCCCCACAGGACUUUGUGGAGGAGACGCACAGCCCCAAGGAACACAGCACAGAGGCCCCGGAGCCCACCGAGGAGCCCCUCCUGGGGGAGCUGACAGUGACAGGAUCCUCCCCAGACUCGCUGAGCCUCUCCUGGACCGUCCCCCAGGGCCACUUCGACUCCUUCACUGUCCAGUACAAGGACGGGGAUGGGCAGCCCCAGGUGGUGCGCAUCAGGGGUGAUGAGAACAACGUCACCGUCGGGGGCCUAGAGCCAGGGCGGAGGUACAAGAUGCACCUGUAUGGCCUACACAGGGGCCAGCGCCAGGGCCCCGUGUCCACCAUGGGCGUCACUGAAAAUGAAGCUGUGACCACUGAAGCCUCAUCCACCAUGGCUCCCGAGCCUCCCACCAAGCCCCGCCUGGGGGAGCUGGCCGUGACCGACGCCACCUCCGACUCCCUGCACCUCUCCUGGACCGUCCCCGAGGGCCAGUUUGACCACUUCCUGGUGCAGUACAAGAACGGGGACGGGCAGCCCAAGGCGGUGCGCGUCCCGGGGUAUGAGGAGGGGGUCACCGUGUCAGGCCUGCAGCCAGACCACAAGUACAAGAUGAACCUGUAUGGCUCCCACGGUGGCCAGCGUGUGGGCCCAGUCUCUGUCAUUGGGAUGACAGCUGCAGAGGAAGAGACCCCAACGCUCUCUGAGGUGGAGGAGACGCCCAGCCCCACAGAACCCAGCACGGAGGCCCCGGAGCCCCCCGAGGAGCCCCUCCUGGGGGAACUGACGGUGACAGGAUCCUCCCCAGACUCGUUGAGCCUCUCCUGGACCGUCCCCCAGGGCCACUUCGACUCCUUCACUGUCCAGUACAAGGACGGGGACGGGCGGCCCCAGGUGGUGCACGUCAGGGGUGACGAGAACGGGGUCACUGUUGGGGGCCUGGAGCCAGGGCGCAGGUACAAGAUGCACCUGUACGGCAUGCACAGGGGGCAGCGCCAGGGCCCCGUGUCCACUGUGGGCAUCACUGGCUCCCUACCCACAGAGCCCCCUGUAGCACCCCGCCUGGGGGAGCUGGCUGUAGCAGCUGUGACCUCCGAUACAGUGAGCCUCUCAUGGUCAGUGGCCCAGGGUCUCUUCGACUCCUUCCUUGUCCAGUACAAGGAUGCGCAGGGACAGCCCCAGGUGAUGCCUGUGGGCGGACACCUCCAUGAGAUCACAGUUUCGGGCCUGGACCCAGCCCGCAAGUACAAGUUCCUGCUCUUUGGCCUCCGGGAUGGGAAACGCCUUGGCCCAGUGUCUGCAGAGGCAAAGACAAUCUCAGACAUGAAAUCUCCCCGUCUCGGGGAGCUGACAGUGACAUACGUGACCCCAGACGCCAUGACCCUCUCCUGGACCGUCCCUGAAGGUGAAUUCGACUCCUUCGUGGUCCAAUACAAAGACAGGGACGGGCAGCCUCGCGUGGUGCCCGUGGCCACAGACCAGCGCGAGGUCACCAUCCCCGGCCUGGAGCCUGGCCGGAAGUACAAGUUCCUGCUCUACGGGCUGGCAGGCAGGAAGCGCCUGGGCCCCAUCUCUGCCGAUGGUACCACAGCUACCCUGGAGAAGGAGCGGCAGCGCCCACCCUGCCUCGGGGAGCUGACAGUGACAGAUGGGACCCCAGACUCCCUGCGCCUCUCAUGGACGGUGGCCCAGGGCACGUUUGAUUCCUUUGUGGUCCAGUAUAGGGACCCAGCUGGGCAGCCCCAGGCAGUGCCUGCAGCCAAAGACCAGCGGGAAGUCACCAUAGAGGGUCUGGAGCCUGGCAGGAAAUACAAGUUUCUGCUGUAUGGGCUCCACGGGGGACAGCGCCAGGGCCCCCUCUCUGUUCUGGGAGUAACAGCCCCGGGAGUGGACACACCAGGCCCCUGGCACCCCACCACAGAGGCUCCUGAGCCCCCUUCAGGGCCCCAGCUGCAGACACUGGCAGUGAGCGACAUAACCCCAGACUCCCUGCGCCUCUCGUGGAGUGUGGCCCAGGGCCCCUUUGACUCCUUCGUGGUCCAGUAUCAGGACACAGAUGGGCAGCCCCAGGCCUUGCUCAUGGACGGCAACCAGAACAAGGUGCAAGUGUCAGGCCUAGAGCCCAGCACCUCCUACACGUUCUUCCUCUACGGCCUCCACGAAGGGAAGCGCCUGGGGCCUGUCUCCGCUGAGGGCACCACAGGGCCUGCUCCUGCUGGCCUGACCCCCGGGGAGACAGGGCCCCGCCUGUCCCAGCUGUCCGUGACCGAUGUGACCACCAGUUCCCUGCGGCUCAACUGGGAGGCCCCCUCAGAGGCCUUUGACUCCUUCCUGCUCCGCUUCGGAGUCCCAUCGCCAAGUACCCUGGAGCCGCACCCACGUCCCCUGCAGCAGCGGGAGCUGACAGUGCCAGGGUCACGGCGCUCAGCUGUGCUCCGGGACCUGCACCCAGGGACCCUGUACAGCCUGACAUUGUAUGGGCUGCGGGGGCCCCAUAAGGCCGACAGCAUCCAGGGCACAGCCCGCACCCUCAGCCCAGUUCUGGAAAGCCCCCGUGACCUCCAGUUCAGCGAAAUCGGGGAAACCUCGGCCCAGGUCAGCUGGAUACCUCCAGCAUCCAGAGUGGACAGUUUCAAAGUUUCCUACCAGCUGGCAGAUGGAGGAGAACCACAGAGUGUGCAGGUGGAUGGCCGAGCACAGACCCAGAAACUCGAGGGGCUGAUCCCAGGCUCUCACUAUGAGGUGACCGUGGUCUCUGUCCGUGGCUUUGAGGAGAGUGAGCCUCUCACAGGCUUCCUCACCACAGUUCCUGACGGCCCCACCCAGCUCCGAGCGCUAAACUUGACAGAGGGAUCCGCUCUGCUGCACUGGAAGGCCCCCCAGACCCCUGUGGACAAGUACAAAGUCCGGGUCACAGCCUCAGGGGCCCCCUCACUACAGGGCUCGGCCCCCGGCAGUGCUGUGGAGUACCCUCUGAGUGGCCUCGAGCUCCAUACCAACUACACGGCGACCGUGCGUGGUCUUCGGGGCCCCAAUCUCACCGCCCCCGCCAGUGUCACCUUCACUACAGGGCUAGAGGCCCCCCAGGACUUGGAGGCCAAGGAAGUGACCCCACGCACAGCCCUGCUCACUUGGACUGAACCCCAAGUCCUGCCGACUGGCUACCUGCUCAGUUUCAACACCCCCGGUGAACAGACCCAGGAGAUCCUGCUCCCAGGAGGGGUCACCUCGCACCGGCUGCUGGGGCUCUUUCCCUCCACCCCCUACAGCGUGUGGCUCCGGGCUAUGUGGGGCGAGAGCCUCACACCGCCGGUGUCCACCUCCUUCACCACUGGUGGACUUCCAAUCCCCUUUCCUCGGGACUGUGGGGAAGAGAUGCAGAACGGAGCCAGCUCUUCGAGGGCCACCACCAUCUUCCUGAAUGGGAACCGCGAGCGGCCCCUGGAUGUGUUCUGUGACAUGGAGACCGAUGGGGGUGGCUGGCUGGUGUUCCAGCGCCGCAUGGAUGGACAGACAGACUUCUGGAGGGACUGGGAGGACUACGCCCACGGCUUUGGCAACAUCUCCGGGGAGUUCUGGCUGGGCAAUGAGGCCCUGCACAGCCUGACAGCAGCGGGUGACUACUCCAUGCGCGUGGACCUGCGGGCCGGGGACGAGGCCGUGUUCGCACAGUAUGACUCUUUCCGGGUGGACUCAGCCGCAGACUACUACCGCCUUCAUCUAGACGGCUACCAUGGCACAGCAGGCGACUCCAUGAGCUACCACAGUGGCAGCGUCUUUUCUGCCCGGGAUCGAGACCCCAACAACCUGCUCAUAUCCUGCGCCGUCUCGUACCGCGGGGCCUGGUGGUAUAAGAACUGCCACUAUGCCAACCUCAACGGGCUCUACGGGAGCACUGUGGACCACCAGGGGGUGAGCUGGUACUACUGGAAGGGCUUUGAGUUCUCUGUGCCCUUCACGGAAAUGAAGCUGAGACCAAGAAGCUACCGGCCCCCAGCGGCCCAGAGAGGCUGACAGCUGCUCGCCUCUCCAGCGCCGCAGAAUGACUGCCGAGCACUGAGGGGUCGCGCUGAGAGAAGAGCCAGGGGCCACAGUCACCACCCAGCCACCAGAGGGAGCCUUCUCCAUCUGCGAUCUCACAGCACCAUGUUUACAGGGGGGAGGGCAGGGGUUUGUACGGGAAUAAUAAAAGGAGAAACCGA